AUGUGGGAAGCGCUCGCUCUGCUCCUGCUCCUGCUGCUGGUGGUCCUGCCCCUGGCGCGGCUGGCCCGGCUCCCGCGGCCGGCAGCGCUGCCGCCCGCCGGCCGGGCGGUGCUCAUCACCGGCUGCGACAGCGGCUUCGGGCACCUGCUGGCGCUGCGCCUGCACCGCCUGGGCUUCACCGUCUUCGCCGGCUGCCUCUGCCCGGGCGGGGAAGGGGCGCAGCGGCUGCUGCGGGAAGCCGCCUCCGGCUCCGGCCGCCUGCGGGUGCUGCCGCUGGAUGUCACCCGGGAGCGGGACGUGGCCGCGGCCAAGGAGAUGGUGCUGAGCAACCUGCCGGAGACAGGUUUUUGGGGACUGGUGAACAAUGCUGGAAUAUCGACAUUCGGCGAGACAGGGUGGCUGCCUAUGGAGAAAUAUGAAAAAUUUGUGGAUGUGAAUCUCCUUGGGUGUAUAAGGACAACGUUGGCAUUUCUUCCCCUUCUAAGGAAAUACAAGGGACGUAUGGUCUUUAUGUCUAGUGUUACUGCAUACUUCACUUUGGGGAAUGGCAUUUACUCUAUGACCAAGGCAGCCAUAGAAAAAUUUUGUGAUGCCUUAAGACUGGAAAUGAAGAAGUUUGGAGUGCUGGUUUGUGUUAUUCAGCCAGGAAAUUACGCACGUUCAACUAAUGUUCAGCCACCAGUCAAUGCGGAGCAGAUCUGGAAUGAACUCAGUGAGGAGGAAAAGGCAGUGUACAAUAAAGAAUAUGUGCAAGAACGUUCAGACUUUUUCAACAACAUACUUAAGGAAGGGUGCACCACAGGCCAUGAAGUUGUAGAUGCCAUGGUGGAUGCUUUAAUGUCUCCUGCGCCCAAGGCACGUUAUAUGGUUGCGAAGCUAAAGGAAAAACUGUUGGUCUUUAUAUGCACAGUUUUCCCAACUGUUGUGAUGGAUUCAAUUCUGUCUUAUGCACUGAGUAAAGUAAAACUCACCUAG
Terrapene triunguis (Three-toed box turtle) is the source of this 975-nucleotide messenger RNA. Its product is annotated as D-beta-hydroxybutyrate dehydrogenase, mitochondrial-like. NCBI's taxonomy places the organism in Eukaryota, Metazoa, Chordata, Testudines, Emydidae. The coding region runs from base 1 to 975 and encodes 324 amino acids. The record is from RefSeq and is a predicted model, not a curated record. The transcript is spliced from 4 exons.